AUGAUUCUUCUCAUUGAUUCGUAUGACUCGUUCACGAAUAAUCUAGCUCAUUUACUCAAAGAAAAUGUCAAUCGAGAGGUCAUAACCAUUCAUAAUGAUUCAUUUGCAGAACAUGAAUACGAACAGUUCUAUAAUGAAUAUUUGCCAUAUUUCGAUUUCUUAGUCAUUGGUCCUGGUCCAGGAAGUCCUUCCAAUGAGAAAGAUGUUGGGAUCAUCAAAUUUUUAUUCCAGAAAUUCAAACAAUCUACAUCUCCAGUUAUACCGGUAUUGGGUAUAUGUCUUGGAUUUCAAUGCAUGUGUUAUUCAUUUGGUAAUCAGAUCAAUAAAUUGGAAAAUGUAAAGCAUGGUCAAGUAUAUGAUAUAUAUCCCAUUGAGACUGGGUCCGACCUAUUUACGGGGAAUGUCCUUAAACAAUUCGGUAGUGUAAGGUAUCAUUCCUUAUUUGUGGAUGGAAUAAACGAUGAGAUUGAACCAUUGGCAUACUGUUUCGAGAAUAAUGAUUCCUCGGAUGAAAAAUCAAAAGUGUUAAUGGCAGGUAAACAUAAAUCACUUCCAUUUUAUGGGGUUCAAUAUCAUCCCGAGUCAAUUUGUUCUCAUGAAGGUGCUAAUCUUGUAAAGACCUUUUCCAACAUUGCUAAUGAAUACAAUCAAUCAUCAAAGCGUGAAAUAGUGGCUCAUCAUGUUGAUAAAUUACCCUCUGCAUUUAAAUCACAUACUGUCCAUGAAGGAUAUUUGAUUCCAGAUGGAUCUAUAAAGGCUGGAACCCGGGGAUCCCAUGAUAUCUAUUUGAAGAAAUUUGUCUUGGAUGAUGAUAUCUUUCCUACCGAUUUAUGUAAUUUCUUCCAUAAUGAAGAAAAGUCAUUUUUAUUAUUGAAUUCAGCUUCACUUCCAGGAGAAUGGUCUAUUAUAGGUUUGCCUAUUACUGGUAAAAGUGAAAUAAUUACUCAUUCUGUGGACAAUUCAACAGUCACGGUAGAGUCGGAUGGUUUUAAAAGUACCCAAGUGUUGGACAAUUCAACUGAGUUAUGGAAGUCAAUUGGUAUUAAAAUGAAAGAUAAAUACAUUUCAAGAGAAGAAAUCAAGUCUCAAUUAGGUGCAUACCAUUCUCGAGAUUUACCAUUUGUUGGUGGGUAUAUGGGAUUAAUCUCUUAUGAAGAAGGUCAACAUAUCGUCUUGGAUAAAAUGGAAUCGAUUUGUAAAGAAAGCACUCCAGAUUUAAAGUUAAUAUUCAUCGAGAGAUUCAUUGUAUACGAUCAUGUUACUUGUGAAUGGUUUUUGGUGUCUAUUCUUGGUGAAGAUGGUCAAUGGUGUGAUAAUUUAUAUAAUAAUAUCAUCGGUGCAUCCAAAGAGAAAUUAAAGAUUUCUAUAAACGAUAUCCCCAGCUCAAUUAAAGGGUAUGUGGAUUCACAGGAUGAAGAUUUAGUUAAUUUCGAUUUUCCCUCCAGAGAGACUUAUGAAAAGCAGUUUACUCGUUGUCAAGAGUACUUACAUUCCGUAUUAACCCUUAAAAAGAAUCCAUCUCCAUUUUCAUGCUUUAUGGAAUUUGAUGAUUGUGUGAUUAUUUCCUCUUCUCCAGAAAGAUUUUUAUCUUGGAAAGAUAAUCAAGCUGGUAACAAAGAGAUCGAACUCAGACCAAUCAAAGGAACAGUCAGAAAUACUCCCGAUGUUGAUAUUGAAUUGGCCACUAAGAUCUUAAAGACUCCAAAGGAGAUGGGUGAGAAUUUAAUGAUUGUUGAUCUUAUCAGACAUGACUUGUAUCAAUUCACCGAUGUAGUUGAAGUAUCACAAUUAAUGGCCGUUGAAGAAUAUAAAACAGUUUAUCAAUUAGUCAGUGUUAUUCGUGGUCAAUUAGAAAAAGAAGGUUAUCAUGGGAUUGAUGUCUUACAUAACUCAUUACCUCCAGGAUCUAUGACUGGUGCCCCAAAGAAAAGAUCGAUUGAAUUGUUACAUGAUAUAGAAGCAAUGCAAGAAAAUGGACAUCCUGGUGGGAGAAGAGGAAUAUACAGUGGUGUGGUUGGUUAUUGGUCUGUAACUGAUGAAGCAGAUUGGUCUGUCAUUAUCAGAUCUGUGUUUCAUUAUACUGACGAUAAAGAAAACACCACCAAAACAAAACUUUGGAGAAUAGGAGCAGGAGGAGCUAUAACAGUUCUUAGUAAUUCUGAAGAUGAAUGGGAUGAAAUGGAACUUAAAUUGGUUAGUGCUUUACAAGCCUUUAAAUAGAAAACAGUUGCAACCUAAGUUUUGCAAUUCAUAUAAUUAUUAUGUACAUAUAUAGAAGUAAAUCAUACUGUAAAUAGAAAUAAAGAAAU
This is a messenger RNA of Scheffersomyces coipomensis, 2309 nucleotides long. RefSeq names its product 4-amino-4-deoxychorismate synthase (gene ABZ1). Gene Ontology annotation, cellular component: cytoplasm. Gene Ontology annotation, biological process: 4-aminobenzoate biosynthetic process. The record is from RefSeq and is a predicted model, not a curated record. The transcript is spliced from 2 exons. Bases 1 to 2220 code for a protein of 739 amino acids. NCBI's taxonomy places the organism in Eukaryota, Fungi, Ascomycota, Pichiomycetes, Serinales, Debaryomycetaceae. Gene Ontology annotation, molecular function: aminodeoxychorismate synthase activity.